AUGGAAGAAUCAACCCAUUCCCCUUCGUUGCCAAUUCUUCUUGGCCGCCCCUUUAUGAAAACCGCCCGCACAAAGAUUGAUGUGUUUAAUGGGACUUUGACCAUGGAAUUUGGUGGGGAAGUUAUUAAUUUCAAUCUUUCUGAAUCUAUCAAGUACCCUCUUGAUGAUCAUUCAUGUUUUGCUAUUGAUGUAAUUGAUUCGUUGGCGCAGGACCAUUUUAAACAAUUGAACGAAGAUGCACUUGAAUGGGUCAUUACAAGAGGAAUGGAACUCAAAGACAAGGAAGUAGGGCCAUUGACUACCCACAGCAUGCAUGGAGAAUACCAUGCCGUGGCCCCUAGUGUUGAUAUGAUUGAGAUAGUGGAUGCCCUUGAGUCAUUGCCACUACAAUCUGGUAAGUCCUCAAACCCAAUUUCAAUUCCAAUUUCGACUAAUAAGCCCAUUCCUUCAGUUGUGCAGCCACCUUCCCUUGAACAUAAACCAUUGCCAAGCCAUUUAAAGUAUGUGUUCUUGGGAGACCAAGAGACCUUGCCCGUCAUUAUAUCCUCCUCACUCACAGCACAAGAAGAAGAUAGUUGGUGGGUGUCUUCGGUGCAAUGUGUUCCAAAGAAGUCCGGAGUAACUGUGGUGACAAAUGCCGGAAAUGAGCUUGUUCCUACUCGAAUCCAAACAUGUUAUAAUCAAAUUGUGAUAACUCCGGAAGAUCAAGAGAAAACCACUUUCACAUGCCUCUUUGCUUUAAAGUACUUGUUCACCAAGAAGGAAGCCAAACCACGGCUAAUUCGAUGGAUGCUACUUCUUCAAGAGUUUGACAUCGAAAUCAAGGACAAAAAGGGAAGUGAAAAUGUGGUGGCUGACCACCUAAGCCGUAUGAUACAUGAGGAGGAACCGUACCUUAUUGUAGAAACCUUCCCCGACGAGCAAUUGCUAUCCAUUAAGCUUAAACCAGUGCCCGAUCAUUUAAAGUACGUCUUUCUGGGAGACAACGAGACAUUGCCCGUCAUUGUCUCCUCAUCACUCACGGCCCAAGAAGAAGACAAGUUGAUAAGGGUGUUAAAGGAGCACAAAUCUGCCAUUGGAUGGACCUUGGCGGAUAUCAAAGGCAUUAGUCCCACCACGUGCAUGCAUCGCAUCCUUUUGGAGGAGGGAGCCAAGCCAUCUCGUGAAGCUCAACGUCGCCUUAAUCCACCCAUGUUGGAAGUAAAGUCCGGAGUCACGGUGGUGAAGAAUGAAGAACAAGAGCUUGUGCCAACCCGUAUCCAAACAGGUUGGCGUGUCUGUAUUGAUUACAGGAAGCUAAAUACUGCAACAAGGAAAGAUCACUUCCCUUUGCCAUUCAUUGAUCAAAUGCUUGAAAGGUUAGCCGGUCAUUCUUUUUAUUGCUUUCUUGAUGGUUAUUCGGGAUAUAAUCAAAUUGUCAUAGCGCCAAAUGAUCAAGAAAAAACUACCUUUACUUGUCCAUUUGGUACUUUUGCAUAUCGUCGUAUGCCAUUUGGUUUAUGCAAUGCACCAGCCACUUUUCAACGAUGCAUGAUAAGUAUAUUCUCAGAUUAUGUUGAAAAGAUAAUUGAAGUAUUUAUGGAUGAUUUUAGUGUCUUCGGGGACUCAUUUGAUGAUUGCUUGCAUAAUCUUACUUUAAUCCUGAAAAGAUGCGUGGAAACUAACCUUGUUUUAAAUUGGGAAAAAUGUCAUUUUAUGGUUAAACAAGGCAUAGUUUUGGGUCAUAUCAUCUCUGAAAAAGGAAUUGAAGUUGAUAAGUCUAAAAUAGAUCUUGUACGUUACUUACCCUCUCCUACUUCUGUUAGAGAGGUUCGUUCUUUCCUUGGCCAUGCAGGAUUCUAUAGGCGAUUUAUCAAAGAUUUCUCCAAGAUUGCACAACCCUUAUGCCGUCUCCUGCAGAAAGAAGUGACGUUUGAGUUCAACGAGGAGUGUGAGAAGGCAUUCAAGCUUCUCAAGAACAAGCUUACCACGGCACCUAUCAUCCUUCCACCUGAUUGGACGUUGCCUUUCGAGCUCAUGUGUGAUGCAUCCGAUUAUGCAAUAGGGGCUGUUUUGGGUCAAAGGAAGAAUAAGCAAUCCCACGCCAUCUAUUAUGCUUCUAGGACACUAAAUGAUGCUCAAUUAAAUUAUUCAACCACUGAGAAAGAAUUACUUGCUGUGGUUUUUGCAUUAGAUAAGUUCCGAUCUUACUUACUUGGUACUAAAGUUGUUAUUUUUACUGAUCAUGCAGCUCUCAAAUAUUUGCUCACGAAAAAGGAGGCCAAGCCUAGAUUGAUUCGAUGGAUGUUGCUUCUACAAGAGUUUGACAUUGAGAUUCGGGAUAAGAAAGGCGUGGAGAAUGUGGUGGCUGACCACCUAAGUCGAAUGGUACAUGAGGAAGUAGCGCCAAUUUCUGAAACCUUUCCCGAUGAGCAAUUAAUGUCUAUCCAGGUAAGUGAGCCUUGGUAUGCUGAUUUGGUUAAUUUUCUGGUGUCUAAGCAAGUU
This is a messenger RNA of Pyrus x bretschneideri (Chinese white pear), 2484 nucleotides long. RefSeq lists its product as uncharacterized. The transcript has 6 exons. The record is from RefSeq and is a predicted model, not a curated record. The annotation marks the transcript as partial. NCBI's taxonomy places the organism in Eukaryota, Viridiplantae, Streptophyta, Magnoliopsida, Rosales, Rosaceae.